UUCAAUGGAACUUUUGAUAUAUACCUAGCUUCGUCUUACUUAGUUCCAAACCCUAGAGACGGCGAAUCUGCUUCCCUCCUUCAGGGUUCCAGGUAAGUGGAAGGGUUGAGAGCUGCAGCGUCUUCUUCAGUAUUAACCGAUGGCUCCUCCGAAAGAGAGUACAAAGAAGGCUGAUCCUAAGGCCCAGGCUGCUAAGGCUGCAAAAGCAGUAAAAUCAGGACCAACCUUCAAGAAGAAGGCUAAAAAGAUCCGAACGAAAGUUACAUUUCAUCGACCUAGGACAUUGAAGAAGGAUCGGAAUCCCAAGUAUCCUCGUAUAAGUGCUCCACCUAGAAACAAGCUUGAUCACUAUCAGAUUCUCAAGUUUCCUCUCACCACCGAGUCUGCCAUGAAAAAGAUUGAAGACAACAACACUUUGGUCUUUAUUGUUGACAUUCGUGCUGACAAGAAGAAGAUCAAGGAUGCUGUGAAGAAGAUGUAUGAUAUUCAGGCUAAGAAAGUGAAUACCUUGAUUAGGCCUGAUGGUACCAAGAAAGCAUAUGUUAGGUUGACGCCAGACUAUGAUGCUUUGGAUGUGGCGAACAAAAUUGGAAUCAUUUAAGCCAUGCAUGGUCAUUUCUGAGCAAUUUUCCUUCUUUUUUUUUCCGGUUAUCCAGAAUGAGACAGUUAUGUUGGAACUUUGAGCCAUGGUACUUGGAAAUUUAGUUGAAAGUUGUAAUUUUGUGCCAUUGAAGGCUGUUUAUUUUGUGUCUUUAUUGAUCUGACAUUGGGACAGUGUAGGCAUGAAGUUUAAUCCCCAGAUUCUAGUUCUUGUGCCAUGGUUUGGCAUGUUUUUGAAUGAUUAUUA
This is a messenger RNA of Tripterygium wilfordii, 847 nucleotides long. RefSeq names its product 60S ribosomal protein L23a-like. Gene Ontology annotation, molecular function: structural constituent of ribosome; rRNA binding. The transcript has 4 exons. Gene Ontology annotation, cellular component: ribosome; cytosolic large ribosomal subunit. The record is from RefSeq and is a predicted model, not a curated record. Gene Ontology annotation, biological process: ribosomal large subunit assembly; translation. Bases 140 to 601 code for a protein of 153 amino acids. NCBI's taxonomy places the organism in Eukaryota, Viridiplantae, Streptophyta, Magnoliopsida, Celastrales, Celastraceae.